Molecule: messenger RNA, 1987 nt
Organism: Plodia interpunctella (Indianmeal moth)
Lineage: Eukaryota; Metazoa; Arthropoda; Insecta; Lepidoptera; Pyralidae
Product: juvenile hormone esterase
Exons: 11
Coding region: 76-1725 (549 amino acids)
Source: RefSeq, a predicted model, not a curated record
ACUAGUUUCCUUUAGCGGCGCGUUAUAAACACGAGCCCGCGGCGAGCGUUGCAGUGCGCGAGAGUGGACUGCAACAUGUUCACAGUGUGUGUUCUUGUGGCCAGUGUGCUGGCUGGAUCCACGGCGUCCUCUCCCAAAGAUGGACCAGUGACGGUGACUCCUUCGGGCUCCAUCCGCGGCUCGUGGCUGGAGACGAGACGCGGGCGGGCCGUCCAGGCCUACCGCGGCAUCAGGUAUGCCGAGCCGCCCGUCGGGGAACUCAGGUUCCAGCCUCCGAAACCAAUCGUGAAGUACGACAAGGAAGUGGACGCGAGUCAGGAAGGCCCGGCGUGUCCGCAGCCCACUCAGGGCGACUACUACGUCGACGAGGACUGCCUCAGGAUCAAUGUUUACACCCCCGAUAAUAAGAGCAAGAAGCCUCUGCCGGUGAUAUUCUACAUGCAUUCGGGCGGGUUCUACUCUAUAUCUGGCAGAAGCGACGUGGCCGGACCACUGUACCUGCUCGAUAAAGAUGUGGUUCUCGUCACCAUCAACUACCGACUGGCGUCUCUUGGUUUCCUCAGCACGGGUGACGACCUCGCCCCUGGGAAUAACGGCUUCAAGGACCAGGUGGUGGCGCUGCGCUGGGUGCACAAGAACAUCCGAUCGUUUGGAGGGGACCCUAACAAGGUCACCAUCAGCGGCUGUAGCGCUGGAUCCUUCAGCGUUAUGCUGCACAUGAUUUCACCCAUGUCUAAAGGCUUGUUCCACCGCGCACUCUCUAUCAGCGGCUCCCCGAUCUCGCAGGUGGCGGACCGCCGCGACAUGUACGCGCUGGCCGUGAAGCAGGCCCAGCUGCUGAACUGUCCUACCAACAGCUCCAGGGCUAUCAUCGACUGCUUGAAGACCAAGACUUUUACAGAGCUGGGCAAUUCUUUGGAAGGAUUCUUUCUACCCGGCUACGACCCCGUGCUCGUGUGGUCUCCCGUGGUGGAGAAGGACUUCGGCCAGGAGCGGUUCCUCACCAUGUCUCCGGGUCAAGCCGUCAAGCAGGGCGAGAUGCAUGCAGUGCCGUUCAUUAUCAGCCAGACUCAGGGCGAGUUCUUUUGGAAGGCAUACACCGUUCUCAGAAACAAGACAAUUCUAGACUCGUUCAACGCCGACUGGCGCCGCUUGGCGUCCGUGGGCUUUCUCCUCGGCGAUCACCCGACCGCUGCAGAGCGCUUGAAGGCAGCUUAUCUGAAUGACAAGAGGCUGGAGAACAACGCUGCGAUCGCUGACGGGUUGGGGAAGCUGUAUGGAGACUCGCUUAUUGGCUUCGGAGUGCACAGGAUGGCGAACUUGAUGAGCCGGCACUCCCCUCACAAGGUGUGGUACUACGAGUUCAGCUACGUCGGCCAGCACAGCCAUUACCAAGACCCUACUACAGGAAAACCUGAACAGGCGGCCCAUCACGACGACCUGAUCUACUUGUUCUCCCUGCCGGCUUCCUUCCCCACCAUCAACGCUACUGACAGUGAAGACUCCAAGAUGGUGGACAAAAUGACCACGAUGGUCUACAACUUUGCCUUACAAGGCGACCCGAACCCCCCGGGACUCCAGCCCGAGUUGCCAGGCCUGCACUGGCCGGCCAUGACGCCUUCUUCCAGGAAGUAUCUCCGGGUGGACAAGCAGCUCUCUGUCCAUGAGAAUUUGUUCGAAGAUCGGUUCAAGAUCUGGGAGGAGCUGUUCCCGAUGCAGUAUUAAUACCUAAUCGGAGAGCAUUCCCGGUUUCAAGUUUCAGACCUGCAGCUUCAGUUGGAACCCAGGGACCGCUUUAGUACUUAUUGUUCUCCACUCGCACGGUCUAAGAUAUCGUAGUUUUGGGACUAUUAUGAGUGAUCCAUUGGAUUUGUAUACGAGUUAUUUAAUUUCCUAUUUAAUUAUGAUGUUUAAUGUAAUAAUUUAUAAGCGUGGGUUGUAAAAAAAUACUAAUAAAUAUAUGUAUUAAACUAUAUGUAUAAAAUAA